Messenger RNA from Daphnia carinata, 1793 nucleotides. RefSeq names its product UDP-glucosyltransferase 2-like. Lineage: Eukaryota; Metazoa; Arthropoda; Branchiopoda; Diplostraca; Daphniidae. Bases 55 to 1635 code for a protein of 526 amino acids. The transcript is spliced from 2 exons. The record is from RefSeq and is a predicted model, not a curated record. Gene Ontology annotation, molecular function: UDP-glycosyltransferase activity.
ACAGCUAUAUGAAGAGGGUGUCCUAAGAGAGAAGUUGAAAAAUACAUUUAAACUAUGGUUUUGAAGGUGUUUUUAUUUUUAUUCUUGUCUACGGAAUUGUCCGUGUCAGCUCACCGAAUUCUCAUUUUGUCCCCAAUCGCAACGUACAGUCACACCAACUUCCUCAAACCGAUGGUGGAAGGAUUGGUGGAACGUGGCCAUUUCGUCACCUAUUGGAAUGGAUUGAUAACGAAAAAUCAGGCAACGGAGUCGUUUAAUCAGACAACGAAUUUACGUCUACUGUACUCACCGGAAGUGCACACAAUCAGCAGCGCAACUCUCGUUGAUUUUAGUGUUCGAAAGAAACCCAACAACGUCAUAUUUGGUCUGCCAAAAAGAAUGAAGAGAUACUGUAAAACCAUCUACCGAGAUCCCGUCUUCCAUCAGCUCAUGGAUUCGCAAGAAAAAUACGAUUUGAUCAUCUUAGAAGCAGCUAUCAAUGAAUGCUGCCUUCCACUCGUCUAUAAAUUCGAUUUACCUUUCAUUUACAUCAUGGGUUCCAUGCCGCUGCCUUGGCACCUAGACGCCAUCGGCUCACCACUGGCUUUCGACCAUUACCCGCAAGUCAGUACGGCUUAUGCAGAUGAGAUGAAUUUUUGGCAGCGAACAUACAACCUAGUGUCCGGUCUUGGUGCCAUAUAUUACUGGCGUUGGAUCGUCAUGCCCGUGGUCGAUCGCCUGGCCGCAGAGAUGUUGCACAUCGAAAACCUGCCAACCAUCGAAGCAAUUGAGAGAAAUUAUCUAAACCUUUUGAUACUCAACACUAACAUGGGCCUUAAUUACCAAUUGGCGACGACGCCGGUAGUGAUCCAAGCUGGCGGUAUAAAUCUCCGUCCGCCUAAGCAGCUGCCAGACGAUUUGGAAACAUUCGUGAACAGUUCCGGUGAAGCUGGAUGUAUCACCGUUAGCUUUGGUACAUUCAUUAAAAACUCCGCGCUUCCGGAUGAUGCGCGCCGCCUUUUCAUGUCGACAUUUGCCCGCCUAUCACAAUGUAUCCUGUGGAAAUGGGAAGACGAAAAAAUGAUGGAACACAUCGAAUCAAUUCCACCCAAUGUCAAAUUAAUGUCGUGGUUACCGCAAGCCGACUUGCUUGGCCAUCCGAAAAUGCGUCUCUUCAUCACGCACGGCGGAGUCAACAGCAUCCAAGAGGCCGUGUAUCACAACGUCCCAUUGAUAGUUUUACCCGUUUUGGUCGAUCAGCCAAUUAACGCCAUAAAAGCCGUGGAUGACGGCUAUGCCAUUCGACUCGAUUGGGACAAUUUGACGGAAGAAAUUCUAUUCAAUGCCAUUGAGCAGAUCCUCAUUAAUGCAAGCUAUGCGGAGAAGAUGGAAAAAGUAUCGGAAUUAAUGCGCGAUCAAAUGGAAACGCCAUUAGAUCGCGUCAUUUACUGGAUUGAAUACGUUAUCCGCCACAGAGGCGCUCCACAUUUGCGGACGUCUUCACGCAAACUUUCUCUAUACCAACGUUUUCUCUUGGAUGUGAUGCUCUUUUUCGUAUUAAUUGGUGCCUUGGCGUUUUAUGUACUUGGUCGUGUCUUCCGCCACUUCAACAGCAAAGUUCAAGUUCAGAACUUCGACCUAAAAAAAAACAAUUAAUAAUAGAGCUUAACACUGAAAUGCAAUGCUUACUCCACGUUAUAUUAAACCAGUAGCGCUAAGACGAUUCCCUGUAGCUUUCAGCUGUCACCCUGCCAAAAGCACUACCGCUGUGGCUAAAUACCUGAUAACUCCUUCCGUAAUAUAGGAACACCAAU